This is a messenger RNA of Syngnathoides biaculeatus (alligator pipefish), 829 nucleotides long. Its product is annotated as C-type isolectin Sp-CL4-like. The record is from RefSeq and is a predicted model, not a curated record. The transcript is spliced from 6 exons. Lineage: Eukaryota; Metazoa; Chordata; Actinopteri; Syngnathiformes; Syngnathidae. Bases 112 to 660 code for a protein of 182 amino acids.
CCCGAGGGCGUCCGUCUUCACUAUUUAAGCGCGUCAAGGAUCACGCCAGUCGAAGACGGACGAGCGAGAUCAGAAAAGGACGCGUCGCAUCUGCGGUCAAAGUCGGCAGCCAUGUCUUCUGUUGUGUUUCUGUUGGGGGCGCUGAUGAUGACCGGAGCCUCGGCUCAAAUGAUAGACAUUGAGGACGUGAGGGAUGUUUUCCAAAUGUGUGCCGACACGCCCUUGGAACAAUGCGGUCUGGGGUUUUAUCGAUUCAAUGACGACAGCUGUCUGAAGGUUUUAACCUUCAAUGCGAACUUCGCCACUGCACAGGAAAUGUGCACCUAUAUUGGUGGUCGUGUAGUCGUACCAGCAAAUUUGAAGGAGUACCAAAAACUGGUGUGCACCGUUGCCUACGAUUUCCCAGUGCGACUUCACUACUGGGUUGGCGCUACGAAACAUGGGGAUGAUUUCGUGUGGGCGGACGGAAGCGGGACCAUCCCCAACGAGCUGUGGGCCAAUGGUCAGCCCGACAACUUUGGCAACAAUGAGAAUUGCGUCUGGAUAAAUUCUGGCUCUUGGGGGCCUUUGAACGACGGGCCCUGUAGUGAAGCCACUUCCAUGGUUUGCCAGAUCCCCUACGAGAUGGCGCUAGCCGUUUCCAAACGGGCCAGCAGCUAAACCUCCGGCCAGCCUACGUGCCAGUCAGCCGUCGUCAGCGCCAAAUCUUCCAAAAGUUGUUUGAGCGUCCACACGUGAUGUCUUUGAAAGUACGCACGACAACUUUUAGAUGUACGGCAAUAAAAUUCAAUCGGCGGGCAAAUUCUCGCUUUCAUUUGUACCGUGUCUG